Penicillium olsonii is the source of this 1161-nucleotide messenger RNA. Lineage: Eukaryota; Fungi; Ascomycota; Eurotiomycetes; Eurotiales; Aspergillaceae. The record is from the annotation of a GenBank genome assembly.
AUGGGAAUAGUCGCCAACCUCGCCGCCCUCACCACCCUAGCAAGUCUAGCCACCGCCUGGCUCCCAGAAGACAACAAAUCCAUCAACUCAACCGAUGGAACCAACCUCUUCGAAUCCUCCAGCAAAAUCCGCGGCGUGAACCUCGGCACGCAAUUCAUCUUCGAGCCCUGGAUCGCCCAAAACGCAUGGAGCUCCAUGGGGUGCAAGGACCAAGCCUCUGAAUUCGACUGCGUCUCUUCCCUCGGACAAGACGCUGCCGAUUCCGCUUUCGCCAAACACUGGGAUUCAUGGACUACGCAGGAUGAUAUCGCUGAGAUAGUCAGUUAUGGACUGAACACGAUCCGCAUCCCGGUUGGAUACUGGAUGCUUGAGGAACUGGUUGAUGAGUCUGAACAUUUCCCGCGCGGUGGAUUGGAGUAUUUGAAGAAGAUAUGUGGGUGGGCUAGUGAUGCGGGUUUAUACAUUAUUGUGGAUUUGCAUGGUGCGCCUGGUGCGCAGACUCCGUCUAAUGCUUUCACGGGACAGAAUGCUGCCAAGCCGGGUUUUUAUUCGGAGUAUAACUAUGAGCGUGCGCUGAAGUGGUUGGAUUGGAUGGUUGAGCUUGUUUAUACGGUUGAUGAGAUGAGGAAUGUUGGGAUGGUGGAGGUUGUUAAUGAGCCUGUGCAGGAUGAUGGGAUGGCUUCUUCUAUGCGUGAGAAGUAUUAUCCGCAGGCUGUGGAGCGUGUUCGGGCUGUUGAGAAGAAGCUCAAUAUCAACAAGAAUGACAAUCUGCAUAUUCAGAUGAUGGAUGAGUCUUGGGGCUCGGGAAAUCCAAAUGAAUACCUUGAUGACUUGACUUAUAUGGCAUAUGAUGAUCACCGCUACUUGAAGUGGGAUACUAGUGUCGAUGUCUCACACGAGAGCUACAUCAGCACAUCCUGUGGCGACAGGCGGGAUAGCAACUCGCCGAACAUCGUGGGAGAAUGGAGUCUGGCUGUUCCUGAUGAUGUGGAGCAGUCUUCGGACUGGGAUCCGAGUUCGAACACCGAGUUCUAUGCCAAGUGGUUUGCGGCUCAGGUGCAUUCUUAUGAGAAGCAGCAGGGAUGGGUCUUUUGGACUUGGAAGGCUCAGUUGGAUGACUAUAGAUGGUCUUACCAGGGUGAGUAUCUUUUCUCAAGUUGA